This is a messenger RNA of Zea mays, 749 nucleotides long. RefSeq lists its product as uncharacterized. The record is from RefSeq and is a predicted model, not a curated record. The transcript is spliced from 3 exons. The coding region runs from base 66 to 695 and encodes 209 amino acids. NCBI's taxonomy places the organism in Eukaryota, Viridiplantae, Streptophyta, Magnoliopsida, Poales, Poaceae.
UUUAGCGCGAGCAGCACACGCCCAAGCGGCAGCGCACAGCUGCGCCGUGGCCGUGCAUUUGCUCCAUGGCUAUUUUGCUGCGACGAGGGGUCGCCUGUCAUCUUUGCCCCUAUCCUGUAACUGCUUCCCCGCGCACACACAAAAAACCGCCCAGCCGCGCUUCUGCCGCUGCCCCGCUCGGCCAGCUCACGCCCACGUCGCCUCCUCUCUCACCAAUAUCCGCCGCGCUUGCCGCAUGUCGAGUCUCCCCGAGCAGAUCGCCGUUGUCCCUGCACCAAGCACACCGGAGAACUGACGUCGGCCACGAACCUCCGUCCCAAGAAUUGCGGCUCUUGGGAACUGCCGUGUUCACUCCCCGCCGCGCCGGAGCUCCGUUAAGCCGUUGCCGCGACAUUCUCCGUCGAGAUCCGUUUCGAGAAUUGCGAUCUGUUUCCGAGCUUCAAGGGAUCAAAGAUCGAGCGUUGGCGACCAAGAGAUCAAGCUUUUUGAGGUCUACAACAUUGAACACCCUGAGCAUCUGUUUGGUGAAGGUUGCCUUUGGUGCAAUCUAUGCUCAGGUAAAGAAGGCGUCGAGGCGGAUCUCCAGGAGUUCCAGGACAUCGACGAGUUCGAGGAGUAGGCUAGCGACCUCCCCCAGUCAGCUGCCUGUGGUGGGUUUAUUUACGUUGGCUACGUUUCUGUUCUGUGUACUUUGAUUAUAUUAUGUAAAUGACUCUAGUCUUUCAUAUUAUUACUUAUCUUUACUGUUA